AUGUCCAAGCAAACUCAAAACAAAAAUAAAACCAAACUCAAAUCACGGUUUAAUGUUCCUCGUGGCGAUACCAACGGGGUUUUUAAUGAUGAUUGGUUGUACUCGGUACUUUCUCCUAAAACAAAUCUCUUACAAAGCCUGAGGAAAAAUCAUGAUCUGAUUGAGGAAGAUUCAUAUAAUUUUGUUAAAAUUAAACUUUGCGAUUUUGAGAUAUUGGAUGAACAAGUUGGUAGAUCUUUUCUUCCAAAACCUAAAGAUCCUUAUUCUAUUGUAUUGGGUGACUCUGAAUCGAUCCAAUUACCACAAUAUGAAGCUUUUCCAAUCCAUGAUAAGGUUAAACAUAAAGAAGGGUAUAUUCUUAAUGUUGGUGGUUCAGUUUGGGCACUUGACUGGUGCCCCAAUAAUGAUUCUUCCCAGACUCAAUGUAUAGCAAUAGGCACAUACAAGGAUACAACGGAGGAAUUACAUCCAAUUGGCCGUCGUCAAAAAGACAAUUUAAAUUAUAAACAAGUAAUUAUGGAUUUACCAAAGUUAGAUCUAGUAAUUUGUCAUAAUUUCGGCAGCAAACAAGAUGAUUCUGUUGAUAUAAUUCCGAAAUUGGGGAUAAUAGCAAUAUCCUUUGGGUGUGGUCUUAUUGGAAUUUUUGCUGUUCCUCGGUCAAAAUACAUUAGGGAUAAAUUGAAUUUAUCUAACGACAUUGAAGCACCAUUAUAUAUAAAGUUUACAAAUCCAUUAUUAACUUUGUCAAUUCCGCAUGUUAUAUUUCGUACUAUAAGUUGGGGCGGUAAUCAAAAAAUUGCUGCUGGCUGUACAAAUGAGAUUCUUCAAGCAAAAUUUAACAACAAUAUCAUUGAUCCUGAAGUUACAUCACCUAUUCAAUUCUUUCGCGCGCACGAUUCAUGCAUUAGACAAGUAGUUUGGAAUUCACAUAAUGAUCCUACACAUAUCCUAAGUUGUGGGCAUGAUGGCAGAUUACAAAUUAUUGAAAGUCGAGAUCCUUGGAUGAAAAAUAUGUUUCAACGAAUUAGAUCAUUUAUGAUGACUGCAUGUUGGCCACAUCAUUAUGGCGGAAUAAUUUUUCCUGAUUCUGAAAAUACUGUCAGGUAUAUUAGAAUGGAUGAUUUAAAAAAAUCUACAGGGAUAAUUAUGCAUUAUGCUCCUAUUUGGCGAAUUUCUGCGUCUUAUUUUCAUCCUUUCAUGGCAAGUUGUUCAUCUGAUGGUUCAGUAAAAAUGACAAAUAUUUGCAGAUUAAGAGAUCGUCAACAAAAACCAAUUCAAGUUACAUUGUAUCGAAUUACUUAUAAUAAAUUAACAAAAAUUUAUACGUACUGGGAUAAUGUCAAAUCUACAGAAACAACAUACACAACUGUUAAUGUUGAUAAUUACAACCAUUUUUUUCAGCCAGAAGUUUCAGUUCAACAUGUUAUUUGGAAUCCAAAUUUUGAUAGUGGUACUUGGAUUGCUUCUGGUGGUUCAUCAGGUUUAAUUCAAGUAAACAUGAAUCCAGCUAAAAAAAACAAAAUUGACAUGGAUAAACUCACUGAGGAUGAAAAAAAACUGUUUCGUAUGUAUGGAAGAUUACCUACAAGAAAAGACAUUUUAAGUCAUAAUUCGAAGGAACGUAAAUAUUUUGAUUCUGGAGAUUAUGCACUUUCCAAAGCUGGAAAAACUAUUGGGCCUGUUGGAGUUCAACAUCCAUCACCUGAAACUAUUCCUCAUGCUAUUUCUCCCACGACACAUAACUCUUCACCAGUGAAAGAAAGUUCUUUGGUUUACGAAGCAGAGAUUGAGGAAAAGGCAUCUGACAAUGGUAGCGAAGUUGAAUCACAAUCUAUCAAAAAAAAUCCUUUUAAUGUUGGUGAUAACACCACCUCCAAAUCCACCGAUACAAGCACAACACCAACAACAACACCAACCACACCAAAUAUUCCUCCAACACCAAAUUCAACACCAAAUUUUUCCAACAGUCCAACACCUUCAGAAACUGAAUCAUGA
This is a messenger RNA of Entrophospora candida, 1995 nucleotides long. Lineage: Eukaryota; Fungi; Glomeromycota; Glomeromycetes; Entrophosporales; Entrophosporaceae. The record is from the annotation of a GenBank genome assembly.